Messenger RNA from Xiphophorus maculatus (southern platyfish), 6387 nucleotides. Its product is annotated as solute carrier family 16 member 7. Gene Ontology annotation, cellular component: membrane. Lineage: Eukaryota; Metazoa; Chordata; Actinopteri; Cyprinodontiformes; Poeciliidae. Bases 1270 to 2712 code for a protein of 480 amino acids. Gene Ontology annotation, biological process: transmembrane transport; monocarboxylic acid transport. Gene Ontology annotation, molecular function: monocarboxylic acid transmembrane transporter activity. The record is from RefSeq and is a predicted model, not a curated record. The transcript is spliced from 5 exons.
UUUAUUUUAUUCAUUGUGCAGAGUUAGAAGCAACUUAGUUAGUCCAGAUGUGACAUUUAAUAUAAGUAGCGUAACUCUGGGGUAGCUGCACAGCUCAGGUGGGAAAACUAGCUCUAUAAACAUGUGGGGGGAAAAGAAAGCUGACACUUUCAAAGGAGGUCAGAUGAGACCAAAAGAGAUAUUUCUGGCUUUUCUACAAAACUGUAGAGAAAACUGUGCAAAGUCCAUUGAACAUACAUUCCUUAUGGUGAAACAUGGUAGUGGCGGCAUCAUGCUGUGGGCAACUUGUCUUGAUUGAAGAAGAUGGCUGCACUGAACAUGUCUCUCUGACGUUCCACAGGGUGGCAUUUUUCCUGUUACCAUUAUUAUUUACUCAAUUUAUAUUUACGUCAUAUCUAAAUGACUUGUGUAUAUACAUAGUUGAUUUAAUAUUUUAUAAUAUAUGGUUGAUCAACCAUACAUUAUUUCCUUCCACUUCUACAUUAUGUACUACUUACUUUGUGUUUUGUCGUCAUUAAAUGCAUUAAAGUUUGGGCUUAUGAUGUGAAGAAAAUGCUGCUGUGCGGCUGCCUGGUCUGUGUUCUGCGAUGCUCAGCAGCAUGACGGAGGAAUAAUUAAUAAGAUGAGGAUGAGGAUAUGAUGGUGGAGCCGGUCUGAGCCGCCCUGAUCUGCUCCAGUGCCCGGGGAUCUCAGCGCAGCGCCGCCCUCCGCAGCGCGGUAGCACCUGCAGCUGCUCUGCGCCGGAGCUGGUGCUCAGCCACUCUCAGGAAACUCGAAGUCGCAUCCACCCCGUUCCCGUCGGACACACACGCAUCUUUCCGCGGCAAGGUCACGGAGCCCGGCAGGCAGCGCGUGAACACACACGGACGUCUACGUUUCAUCUGAAAGGUAACCAUGGGAGACCUCCGCGUGUCUCUGUCGGGGGGUCCUGGACAUUAUCAGUCGGUUUGUUUGAGGACGCUGGCACGCGCUACAGUUAACGCAGCUAGCGACCGGUUCCUGUGUGUCCUUGUUAGAUGCCUGAAGACAUUUUUUGUAUGACGCGUUCAAGCGCCCGUGGAGAAAGGCGGACAUCUGAGUGUCAAAUGUUAGAAUUUUAAAGUCUCCCCCUGUGUAGCUCGAUACAGGCCAUGGGAAUUAAAGCUUGCUUCAUCCGGUCUCUGUCCUUACAUCAGCAGCGCCGUGUGAUUAAGCUGCUACGCUCACGGAGGAAUCACCGCCAGCAGCAGAAUUUUAUGCCUGUAGAUAACCUCAUGUGAAGACUCAGAGAUGCCAGUCCCCACCUCAGGUGCUGCUGCCGUGCCCCCACCGGACGGUGGGUGGGGGUGGGCGGUGGUGCUGGGAUCCUUCAUCUCCAUCGGAUUCUCCUACGCCUUCCCCAAAGCCAUCACUGUCUUCUUCAAAGACAUCCAGAUCAUCUUCGAUGCGUCCUACAGCCAGGUGGCGUGGAUCUCCUCCAUCAUGCUAGCUGUCAUGUAUGCAGCAGGUCCCGUCAGCAGCAUACUGGUCAACACCUACGGCUGCAGACCCAUCGUCAUGAUGGGCGGCUGCCUUUGUUCCCUGGGCAUGAUCUCAGCGUCCUUCUGCACCAACGUGAUGCAGCUUUACUUCUGCAUUGGUGUCAUCGGAGGACUUGGACUGGCCUUCAACCUGCAGCCAGCGUUGACGAUGAUAGGCAAAUAUUUCUUUAAGAAGCGCCCUAUUGCUAAUGGGUUAGCGAUGGCAGGCAGCCCUGUCUUCCUCAGCACUCUGGCGCCUCUCAACCAGUACCUCUUUAACCAGUUUGGAUGGAGAGGCAGCUUCCUCAUCCUGGGCGGGCUGCUGUUGAACUGCUGCGUGGCCGGCUCCCUCAUGAGGCCGCUCGGACCGCCGCCCGGCAAGGUCAAGAAGGACGAGGCGCUGGCCGCCGUCACCACUACGACUGAAAAGCGCAGCCUCUGGCAAAUAGUCAACAAGUACCUGGACCUGACGCUGUUCAAGCACCGGGGCUUCCUCAUCUACCUGUCAGGCAACGUCAUAAUGUUCCUGGGUUUCUUUGCACCCAUUGUCUUCCUCGCCGCCUAUGCCAAAGACAUGGGUGUGGAUGAAUACUCUGCUGCCUUCCUGCUCUCAAUCUUGGCUUUCGUGGACAUGUUUGCCAGACCCUCCAUGGGGCUGCUGGCCAACUCACGAUGGGUUCGCCCCAAGAUCCAGUAUUUUUUCAGUUUCGCUGUGCUGUACAAUGGGGUGUGCCAUAUCCUUUGCCCACUAGUGGAAAACUACACUGGCCUGGUGGUGUAUGCAGUAUUCUUUGGCUUUGCUUUUGGCAUGGUAAGCUCAGUGCUGUUUGAGACGUUGAUGGACCUGGUUGGAGCUCCGAGGUUCUCCAGCGCUGUGGGACUCACAACAAUUAUAGAGUGCUGCCCUGUUCUCAUUGGUCCACCAUUAGCAGGGAAACUUGUUGACGUCACCAAAAAUUACAAGUACAUGUAUUUCUGUUGUGGUGGUGUUGUCAUCCUGGCGAGUAUUUGGCUUUUCAUUGGAAACUUCAUUAACUACAGACUCUUGGAGCGUGAGCGCAAGCAGGGGGAGAUGUACAAACAAACUGAGACGGAAGAUCCCGACCGAGUUCGGGAUGAGAAGGAGGCUUACGGUGCGGCCCAGGCCACCGAAGACCUGACUGACCAAAACCAAAAAGAAGUAGAGCCCAUGCAAAGAGAGACUAAUAUUUAAAACCGUUAUGCACUGCCAAAUCUUGACCUUUCACCCCAGCUGCAGCCGUGCAACACCUUCAAGUAUAAAUCAACCGAGCUCCAAGCCAAGAGUUGCCUCUCACUGUACAACCACACUCUGGUUGGGGCGCUCCUCAGUACUUCUCUGAAAAUAACUGCCAAAGCAACCGUUGUGUUGUAGGGAAGGUGAGGUACAGUAUCUGUUUAUAACAGCGCGCUAGCUGUGACUACAACUGUAAUAAUAAGGCGGUAAACAUAAGGAACUUACAGACAAAACUUCCUAUCUUUUCCCUGACACUCUCAUUCUAGAUAAGCACGAUCUCUCUGGGACACUGCAGAUAUGCUGCUGAUUUUAAUGUACGUAAGGUACAUCCACUGGAGUGUUUUCUUAUUCAUGAAAUAAACAAAUGACUUUGAUUCACUUUGACUGAAUUGAAACUACACCAGGUUCAAACAUCCAAAAGCUGCAUCAGUCUGUUAUUCUGGGUUCACCUGGUUUCCAAUAUGAAGAAAAUAUGAGCGAGAUGCAUUCCCCAGUUUAAAGACCCUUCAGAAAUUCCAUUAGUGUUCUAAUUAAAUCAAUCAAACAUAGAUCCAGUUGUGAAAAAAUACAUUGGGUGCAUUCACAUCAGCCUUUUGUAGUUUGCUUUAAUCAAAGUCUACUUUGUCUAGAAAGUCCGGUUCAUUAGGUGAGGUGUGACUGCAUAAAGUUCAAAACGUUGAACUCGGGGUCUCGUGUGUCAGUGAUGAUUUCUCAAUCAGUAAUUUCUGUGAAAACAAAUUUCACAACACAUAACAGCUUCACCUAGCAUCAAACCAUUUGAUGGUACUGGUGGUACACAACUCCUUUAUCCAUGAAGAUGCCAAAAGCCUCUGCACUGAAAGCGACCUUCUACAAAAAAACGUACAAAAUACACAACGAGGAAGUAACUUACUGUAGUUUCCUGUAUCACUGCUGCAAAAGUGAACAUGUUGUGUUGGCAACGCAACCAACAUAGGCCACGUCACAUGACAGAUAUCAGGACACGUAUAUGCAUCUUAGACUCCAAGUCAUGAAAACAGACACUUCUGAGUUGACUUAAAUUUGCAUCUUGAAACGUCAAUACUUGACUUAGACUCUAGAUCUUGGACUCUUUAUUUCAUGUAAUAAUGCAUGAAAAUAAGCUGUUGAAUGUAAUGUUUGAUUUGUGCUUGACACAUCCUAGAGGUCCGCAAGGCGCAGGGCGUUCAAAUUGUGUCAUUUCAAUAGCCACGCCCCCUCUACGUAUUGUCAGUGCAGACAAAAGUUUCGACACCAGCCACCCCGGAAACUUAGUAACCACGGAGAGUUCCACGAAAAACAUGGUGGACAAGAAAGAGCGCCUCCUGGUGGCGGUUCAAAAAGACAGACAUCUUAAUGAUUCGAACCAUAAUGACAAUAAUACCAUGGUGUCGCCAAGGUGCUAAUAACAACAGUGUUUUUAAUAGGUGCCCUACACUGCCUCCUACAGUCUGGGAGAAUAUUGGCAACAGUCGUGAUGAGAAUAACCAAGAAUAAAUACUGCAGAAAUUGGAGCAGUCUGAUUCCACCUGGAAAUCAUUUGAGUUAAUGAUUUACUCUGUGGUUUACGGUUGUGUAUUAAAAAUUGUUUGUCAUAUUAACAUCACAAAAUGAAGAUCUGAAGGAACAUUAAUAUCGCGGCAUACUUACGUUUUUGUUUUGUGCUGGAAACAGAAGCGACACAUUUUUUAACGUUUUCUUCGCCUUUUGUCUUCACCAUGAGAAAGUGCCUUUCUCAUGGCACUUUUAUUGCCAAAAAAAGUGGGUGGAAAAAACGACAAAGCAAAAAAUGGCAAUUGGUAUCAGAGACAAAAUUAGCUAAAGUAGUUUUCUCCUUUUUUUUGUAUUUUGAUGGGGUAAACGUUGACAGUGUUGCCACCUACUGGCCUGGCAUGGGUAUUUCACAAUUUGUCUAGGAAUACUGCUUUGGAUACGGAUUUGUUUUUCUUCAACCAAUAUAAAAAGGGUUCAACAGAAUAAAACUUACUCCGACUGGGUCCCCCAGUUACUAUAAUCGACUUUUAUAAAACCCGAACAGAUGUGGUCACAGCUGGUGAUGCUGGUAUCCAUAUAUUACUCUGUCCUCCUGAGCACUGUAAAGCUGUGUUGUAAAACCUGUGCAAACCUUUGAUCAAGUCAUAAAAAAUGCUGCAUUAACCAUCUUGGGUACAACAGUUCCACUCUCAUAUCAAGUAUGCUGCACUAAAUGUCAAAUUGCCACACUUCAACCCCUGACAUUGUUUUAAAAUUGCUGCAAUUCACUGAAUUUAAUUACGGUUGAAUGUAAUUUCCUCUGUGGGCCUUAAUAAGGUAUUAAUGACCAAAACCCCGUCUGCAAAUUGGGGGCCGUCUACAGGCAGAGCCCAUGAGCAAUACACUCUCUCUCAUAUUAAUGCAAAUAUACAGGGAAAUGUGUUUCUAGUGGCAGUCCAGUCUGUGAUGCAUUGCCUUAAAUUUAAAUGCAGUGUAACGAUUGCAGGGUCGUCGUACCGUUAAUAGUGGACAGAACAAUAUGAAGACGACAAACUUUGUGUUAAAUGUGAGACAUUUUAUUCCUGCUGCGAUAAAGAGAGAAACUCACAUCUGUUCCAUUUGUCUCCUAACAUAUCUGCGUUGGAAUGUGAAAGCUUUAAGUGAUUGUGUUCUGUGUCUCGUUGUUUCAGUAACUGACUAACCAUUUCCAUUCCUGAAUGUUAAAUGUGUUGCAGACUUCUUCUACUAACUGGGAAUUGUAAUCCAGCCAUGUGUAGUGUAUGGUGUGCACAUACAGACAUGCAGCAUGCUUUCCUUUGCUUUUCAGUGACAAUCGUGGAAAUGCGUCUCACUGCCCAGGGCGCCAUUCUGCCGAGGGGCAGCACAAGAAAAGCACUAGCUGCGUUUCCAUUACAAAUGUGCGCAAAAUGUUGUCAGUAUUCUGCUAAUGUCGAAAAGACACAAUUUUGGAAUUGAGGUGUUUCUAUUAAAUAAGAAACACAAUUAAAAUCACACGAAUAAGUCUGUUUAUACAAUAAGUAAUCAAAAACAUGCCAUGAACUACUUCCUGUUGCUUUCUUCUUCAUAGUUUGCACCAGUGGUAACAUCCAGUUGAUGAUCAUGUGACUUGUGUCAUGUAAACAAAGUGUUUCCAUCGCAGUUUUGCAAAAUGAACCAGUUUCAAUACUUCCAAAAGAAAAAUUACCUCAACUUUGUAUUGAGAAACUAGAGUUUUUUCAUAAUUGGUGUGUUUCCAUUAAGCAAAUUUAUUUUCAAAAAGUCAAAUUGCACAAUUAUAUGGUCAUUGUAAACGCAGCUAGUGUCAGUUGUGCCCACAUGUUUCCCAUUCCUUAACUGCAUGUUCAAUUUUGUAUUGAUCACUGAAUAACCACUGUAAGUAUGACAAUAGGCCACAGGUGGCUAAUAAUUCCAGCUAUAAUUCAGAUUUGAAACCAACCUGAAGGGCUGUUUUGGUGUUGCUAAGUAUUGGAUCCUCUCUAGGUCAAAGUUUUAACUCACCAAACCUGAACUGGAUUGUUUUACCCUAAAUAUAGAAAACAUUACUUUUGUGAAUUCUCAGACUGUGGGCUGUGGGUUGGGUCAGGAUUUCAGGGUCCGCCCAGGACACCAGUCAUGCAAGAACCACCAAAGAUGUUACAUGCA